AAUCUGGACAUAAUGAGAAAGGCAGGAGGAAAUGCUCCAGCUUCCGUCUCUCCUGGGAGCAUCAAGACUGAGGCAGUACUGUACUGUACACAAUACUGUACAGGAUGAUCUUUAAAGGGUACUACAAUCGCAUGCAUGAGAUGCAGUGUAUCAGAAGCUCAGAAGUUUUGCUCAGAAGUAUGCUCAGAAGUUCUGAAUUUGAAGUGAAGCUGGAUCCCAGCAUAGCAGAACUGAAAGCACUCAAUCGUGUUAUGCUUGUGGCAGACAGACAGAGUCCGACGUCAGCGAGGAAGAAGAGCCCAAACCUCUGCCCAGCGACCUCCGCCCCAUUUGAGAGUGACCGCCUUGCCCUCUACGUCCCGCCGCCACGCUGCUGCUGCCCGCGCACCGCGCCCUGCUCCGGGAUGACCACGACCUCACCCCACUUACUUGCUGCACCAAUUUGUAAAAAUAAGGAACACAUUCCCCUCACUCCUGCCUCAUGAUGUCUGUUUUCUGCUCCUCUGUGGUCCCAUGUUGUUACAGUGGUGGAGGAUGCAGGCAUGAGCACAGACCCCGGCGUCAAGAUGGACACCAUAUUCCAGCAGUUCCUUCAAACGAAACUGCAGCAGCAGGCAGUAACCCAAGAGCUGGCCCGAGGCCUCCAGGUCACCAUCCAAGAGCUCCUGGCGCUGAGGAAAGGGCCGUCUGCCACUGCAGUCCUCCUCUCCAACCCAUGCUGAGAAGCCCAGUGCCUCCUUACCAAGCUCAUCAAUGAAGACAACAUCAAGGCUUACCUGAUCAUGUUCAAGCAAGUUGCCCAGCAUGAAAACUGGCCCAAGGAGGACUGGGCCCACGCCCUCACUCCCUUCCUAACGGCGGAGGCCCAGCUGGCCUACCAUGCUCUUUCCCCGACAAGGCUGCCCAGUACAACCUGGUAAAGAAGGAGAUCCUCCUAUGCUGCGGCCUCUGUCCAACCAGCGGAGUUCCACCGCUGGAGUUACAACCCAUAAGCCACCCCUCCCAGCCAAAUGGACAUGCUACUAUGCACCACCCAGAGGUGGCUACAGCCAGGGAUCCUCUUUGUCACCGAGAUCGUUGAGAGGGUGGCCAUGGACUGGUUCCUGAGGGCUCUGCCGCCCCGAAGAGCGGAAAGCCAUAGGCAUGCGGGGUGCCUACAACCCCCGAGAGAUGCUGGAGACACUGGAGUGAGCGGGAGCCACCGUGGAUACUGGCAGGGGCAAGCGACAAGAGUUCCCCUGGCCUCCGCUGGUGAGAUGUCUAGACCAGCACUCCCAAGGGGAGGGGAGACCCAGCCAAAACUGCUCCGUCUCUGGAGCCAACAGAGACGAGUCUAUGCCUACCUAGCCAGACCCCUCCGCCACUCAACGUGCUGACAAGCCCUGGCUCGCAGGCUGCGUUUUACACAAAGUCACUCCUCCCAACCUCCCCACCGUCCCCGUCAAGGUCAACAGCAGGCCAGUUUCAGCUCUGCUAGACUGUCACCCUGGCCCGGCCUUCCCUCCUGUCCACCCCCCAAGGCCACUGGCUCCCUGACAGUCACCUGUGUGCACGGGGAUGUCCGCGAGGUACCAGCGGCCUGAGUCAGCAUAAGACACCAAGCCAGGGAAUGGCUGCUCCUCGUGGGCCUUAUUCCAGAACUCCCCAUGCCCGUGCUCCUGGGUCGAGACUGGCCCGGGAUUCUCCACCGCCAGGGCCCCCAAAUCACCCUGGAGAUGGAGAUCCAGAGCGACGCGGCUGAGGGUCUGGCGGGCCUACCUGGCCCAGGGCAAAGGAGAUGCCGGAUCAACCUCCGCAGGUGAGUCCUCCAUCCCGACUAACCCUGUCAUCUCUGUUUACCCAGGUCACCCGGGAGGUGAAUUUCAUUCGGGAGCAGAAGGAAGACAACCGAUUGAAGCACUGUUGGGGCCAGGUGCAGGUCAUCGAGGAGGUCUCCCAGAAUCCCAAGUACUGACUCCCAGCCGCCCACUUCCACGUGGGGGUCUCCUGUACUACAAGAGGGAGCAUCGAGGACAGCCCUGCGAGCUGCUGGUGGUCCCCGCAGCCGAACUCAAGCCCUCAUGCACCUGGCCCAUUAUCACCCACUGCGGGGACAUCUGGGUGCCCGCAACACCCUGGAGAAACUGAAAGACUGCUUCCUCUGGCCGGGAAUGGACACUGAGGUCCACACGUUCUGUCAGCAGUGCCCCCAGUGUCAAAGGACUACCCCCUAUAAGCCUGCUCCUGCGCCACUCACUCCUCUCCCCAUUAUCGGCAUUCCCUUCAAGAGGAUAGGCAUGGACCUCGUGGGGCCUCUGCCGAAGUCUGUCUGGGGCCAGGAACACAUCCUGGACAUCAUGGACUAUACCCGGAGGCAGUCCCACUUCGGAAGGCCACCUGCCAGAACAUCGCCCGUGUCAAAGGAUUACCUCAUAUCAGCCUGCUCCUGCGCACCUCAUACCUCCCCCAUUAUCGGCAUUCCUGAGACACAAGUCCAUCAAGUCUUCCAAAACCUCCUUGAAAAUCAUUCGUAUUUUAAGUUUGGAAAAACUUGAAUUUCAGAUUUUUUUGAGGAAAAAAGAAAGGUUGAUGUGUUCACAGCCUGGCCAUAAACUCACAGUGUCAGAGAAAUCCACAGAAUUUCCCCUCGGGGAUCAAUAAAUUACAUCUAUCUAUCUAUCUAUCUAGAAUCUUGGGAUUUUAUAGGAGGUUCAUCAGAUAUUGCAGCCAUUGGCAAACAUUUCAUAUAACAAAAUAACCUGGUUGGAAAUCUGGCUAAUGAGAAACUAUAUAAUACAGCUCAGCAAAUUUCAAGUUCUUUAUUUAAAAAUAUCUUUGUACAGAAUGCAUAUUUCAAUAUGCAAGUGAAUCUGAUAUAUGCUAUACACAUUUUCACUGUGAAUGUCCUGAUAUGGUAUGUGUGAUGUGUGUGCUAUUGGAAUGAAUGAUAUGAUAGAACAGUCCACGUCCUCGUAGAUGCAGCUGGAUGUGUGAGUGUGUCUAUGAAAUGGAGAUAAAAGAAAUGAUGCCUGAUCUGAAGUUCCAAUUAGAGUCCUAAUGUGUGCCCUUGUGGAAAGUAGCUCUUCCCUUAAACAAUCCAUUUUGGUUCUCAUGCUGUGGUAGCGUUUGCCUGAGCGCAGUAGUGAGAAUGGGCUGUGGGAUGGGUUAUUAGAGUCCUUGAUUGAUUUAUAUUAAUUAGUUCAUUCAUAUAUCUUCAGUGACCAUUUCAUGUGGCAGUGGAUCUGUGACCUAUCCUGGAAACACCGGGCAUGAGGCAGGAAUACACCCUGGAUGGGAACUCAAUCCAUCGCAGGUUACCAUGCAUACAUAGGAGCAAUUUAGGGUCCCUGAUACACCUACCGGUAUGUUUUUGGACAGUGGGAGUAAACCAGAGAACCCACAUGGACAACAUGUAAAACUCUACACAGUAACCCAAUCCAGGAUAAGGAACUGGGGACCCAGGAGCUCCAGUGGGGCAAUAAUCCGGAGGAGUGGGAUGCAGUGGACUGCCCAGGGGGAAGACUGCUGACCACCAAAGGGAGAAAGUUGUAUCAAAAGCAACUUUAUGGCCCCAUGUUCAGAGUAAACUGUGGCAGCUUGAAUACUGUUUGUUUAAGUAAUGUGGAACUGCUGGAGGAACUGUUGAGAAAAGAUGAGAAGUACCCUUGUAGAGGAGACACAUCUCCGUGGGCUGAAUAUCGAGAGAUGAAGGACUUAGGCUAUGGCCCUUUCACCGGAGAAGGAGAAAAGUGGUACAAACUCCGAUCUGUGCUGAACAAGCGUAUGCUGCAUCCAAAGGAUGCAAUGAAGUAUGAAAAUGCGAUUAAUGAAGUGGUCACAGAUUUUAUCAAACGGAUAUGCCAUCUACGCAAGAUGAGCUCCACUGGAGACCUGGUACCCAACAUGUCCAAUGAGCUGUACCGUUUCUCUCUAGAAGGAAUCUCCCGCAUAUUGUUUGAGACUCGUAUUGGCUGUCUGGAGGAUGAGAUUCCAGAGGAGACUCAAAACUUCAUCAACUCUAUUGCCCAGAUGUUCACUUACACUCUGUAUGUGUCCCUGCUUCCCAAGUGGACUCGUAAUUAUUUGCCAUUCUGGCAGCGCUACAUAAGUGGUUGGGACGGAAUCUUCAGAUUCGCCUGCAAGCUAAUUGACAGGAAGAUGGAGGACAUUCAGAUGCGUCAGGAUGCAGGUCAGGAAGUUGCAGGAGAGUAUCUCAGCUAUUUGCUCUCCAACUCCAACAUGAGCAAAAAGGAUGUGUAUGGAAGCAUUGCUGAACUGCUCCUGGCAGGAGUGGACACAACAUCCAACACUAUGAUGUGGGCCUUGUACCUGCUCUCACGGCAUCCAAAGACACAGGACACACUGUAUCAGGAAGUGGCCAGCAUCAUGGGGACAAAUGGCGACAAAAUUCCAACUGCUGAAGACAUAAACAGCAUGCAUUACCUCAAGGCUGUCAUCAAGGAGACUCUAAGAAUGUACCCAGUUGUUCCCGUAAAUGGACGUCUUUUGUCAGGAAGUGACGUGGUAAUUGGAGGACACUUCUUCCCUAAAAAGACCACAUUUUCUACCUUACAUUAUGUGAUCAGUCAUGAUGAGACAAUCUUCCCUGAGCCACGACUCUUCAAGCCUGAACGCUGGUUACGGGAUGGGAGGAAGAGGCCUAAUCCAUUUGGCUCCAUCCCAUUUGGGUUUGGAGUGAGAGGGUGUGUUGGUCGACGGAUCGCUGAACUAGAGAUGCACCUGGCUCUGGCGAGGAUGAUAAAGCUGUUUGAAGUGAAGUUGGAUCCCAGCAUAGGAGAGGUCAAAGCUUUUAAUCGUGUUGUGCUUGUGGCAGACCGACCAGUCAAUUUUCAUUUUCUAGAGCGGAAAGAUGUAUCCAAUUAAAGUCAAGAUUAUUAACUUUGGACAGGCUUUGUGACAGAAGGAGUCCACCCACUCUCUCCAAAGCCCAUUCCUCUAAGGACAUUCAUGGGCAUGUAGAAUGAAUGCAUGUAUGUCACUGCUUCAUUGGCAACAGUUCAUUUUUACGCUACUUUUAAGCAAACUGCAAUCACAGCUAAACCCUGAAGGUGCUUUCAGAGCCUAUGUCUGAGUUAUAGCUAUCAGAAUGUAAAGACAAUCAAUUACAGCAAUUUUUUUUCAAUGAAACACUGCAUAUAAGUAGCCAUGAAUGCUGUGUUGACUAUUUGUUCACUAAGUAAAACUUUCUAUGUAAUUGUACUUUCUUAAUAAAUUACCUACACACACCA
This is a messenger RNA of Pangasianodon hypophthalmus (striped catfish), 5228 nucleotides long. Its product is annotated as sterol 26-hydroxylase, mitochondrial. Lineage: Eukaryota; Metazoa; Chordata; Actinopteri; Siluriformes; Pangasiidae. The record is from RefSeq and is a predicted model, not a curated record. Gene Ontology annotation, biological process: glucocorticoid biosynthetic process; cellular response to peptide hormone stimulus; cholesterol metabolic process. The transcript is spliced from 12 exons. Gene Ontology annotation, molecular function: heme binding; iron ion binding; monooxygenase activity. Bases 3553 to 4863 code for a protein of 436 amino acids. Gene Ontology annotation, cellular component: mitochondrial inner membrane.